Molecule: messenger RNA, 828 nt
Organism: Salvia hispanica
Lineage: Eukaryota; Viridiplantae; Streptophyta; Magnoliopsida; Lamiales; Lamiaceae
Product: thioredoxin H4-2-like
Source: RefSeq, a predicted model, not a curated record
GUUUUUGUUUCCUAGAUGCUCUAUGCACUGAGUUCUAUUUUAUGAAGUAGGUCUCCUCCUUUUUUCAAUUUGGGCAUCUCGUUGUCCGAUCAUCUUUUUUAAUGUUGCUCUAUCCUAAAUUUCUCAAUUCUAAGGGGACUGGUGUUGUCCUUCCACCAGGGUUGAGAUUCGAUUGGAUCGGACAAUAUUGGACUAAGGCUCUGGGUCUACUCAAGUCGUACAAACGAAAUGGUGAUCAUGAUGGCAAGGCAGCGCUUGCUGGGGGGAACAAUGUCCAUCUUAUAACUACGAUGGACAAGUGGGAAAAAGAGACAUCAGAAGCCAAACAAGAAGGCAAAAUUGUGGUUGUGAACUUCAGUGCAUCAUGGUGUGGUCCCUGUAGAGCGAUAGCUCCUGCUUAUUCCGAACUAGCUGAUAAAUAUACAUCGGUUGUGUUUUUAACCGUUGAUGUCGAUGACUUAGCGGAAUUGAGUGCUGCAUGGAAUGUCGAGGCAACUCCGAUGUUCUUUUUCUUGAAAGACAGGCGGCAACUGGACAAGCUCGUGGGAUCUAACAAGUCGGAUCUUCAGAAGAAAGUUGCAUCCGUUUGUGGUGCCAAUGCAAGCUCGCCGCAUUGAAUUGCCUAUUUUUGCUUGACAAAGCUAAGUAGCUAGAGCAUCAUGCAAGAACUCAACCAAUGUUUGUUAUUAAUUAUGGUUGUUUUUAACCAUGUUUAGAUUUAUAGUCCUUUGUUUAGUUACAUUGUAGAAUUUUAGCUUACCUAUUUUGGUCGUAAGAUAUGCAUAGUUGUUUCUCAUCUUACGGUAAAUCUAAACAAAGUGCUCAAGG